Trypanosoma grayi is the source of this 2193-nucleotide messenger RNA. Its product is annotated as putative protein kinase. NCBI's taxonomy places the organism in Eukaryota, Euglenozoa, Kinetoplastea, Trypanosomatida, Trypanosomatidae. Gene Ontology annotation, biological process: protein phosphorylation. Gene Ontology annotation, molecular function: ATP binding; protein kinase activity; calcium ion binding. The transcript has a single exon. The coding region runs from base 1 to 2193 and encodes 730 amino acids. The record is from RefSeq and is a predicted model, not a curated record.
AUGCCGUUGUCGAACUCUUUCACCGGCUCUUCGCUGCUAGAAGAUGAGGCGGUGGUGCUGAAGGACUACAUUGUUGGGCAGCGUCUCGGCGAGGGGAGCUACGGCUCUGUCUACCUCGUCACGUAUAUCCCGUCGGGUGAGCGCUUCGCCCUCAAGAUAAUGCAGAACACCUGCUUACAGGGCUGUGAGCCGCUGAUUAUACAAGAGGCGACCGUUAUGCAGUCUCUCGAGCACCCGCACGUGGUGAAAUUGUACAAGUUUCUUCAGAGCACUGCGGCCUUUUACUUUCUGCUAGAGCUGGCGGAGGGUGGGGAGCUGUUCGAUCUCAUUAUCGCCGAGCGUCACUUCCAAGAGCCGACCGCGCGGCGAUACUUCCAGCAGCUCAUGUCCGCCAUUGACCAUUGCCACAGCAAUGGUGUGGCGCACCGUGACCUCAAGGCGGAGAACCUGCUGCUGGGGAAGAACAACAAGCUGCUGGUGUGCGACUUUGGCUUCUCCAGCAAGUUGCAUAUGGAGGGUUUUGGUGAGGACAAUGGCGAGCCGAUUGAUCUGCAGCUGCCGAUCGGCACGCUGCACUACACUUCACCGGAGAUGACUGGCCGCCCGUAUAAUCAGAACGCGGCGGACGCCUUCCAGCAGGACCUGUGGAGUGCCGGCAUCAUUCUCUUCUUCAUGUUGACCGGUCGCCUGCCGUUCGACGGCCGCGAUGACGAGGAGACGCUCUAUCUCAUCCAGCACGCCUCAUUUAGUUUCGAGGAAGAGGAGAUAAAGAACAUCUCGGAAGGGGCGCGCUCUCUUCUGCGGUGCAUGCUCGCACUGGAGCCGACCGACCGCCUGACGACGACGCAGAUCAUUGAGAACGCGUGGUUCAUGGAGGACCUCGAGGCGACACUCUUCCCGCACCGCACGUCGCUGACGCGCUCGAUGGCGUUCCUCGACUUCUCCACGCAGCACCGCGUCACGCAGGAGGAGGAGGCGGUGCUGCGCUCCGCCUUUCGCAAGAUCGACAUUGACGGCUACGGCAAGCUUGCGCGGGACCAGGUGCGCGACAUGCUCACCACGCUGCACGGCGAAAAGGUCACUUCGGCGGAUGUGUCGGAGCUGAUGAAACUCUUCACCGGUGAUCCGAAGAGCAAGUUCAUCACAUACGAGCAGUUCCGCGACGCGUGGGUGCGAAAGGACCUCGCGCACCAUCCGUCCAAAUGGCAGAGCGACCUGCAGCUGCCGAAGAUCAUCGGCACGCAGAUGGACAAGGUGGAGCGGGAGGUGGUGCGGCAGCUGCGCAUCGCCUUCGACAGUGUUGACGACCUCCACACCGGUGUCAUCAACGUGGAGCAGUGGAAGCGGCUCUUUAAGCGCUGUAAGAUUGACGUGUCGGAGGACGAGAUACAGAGCCUGAUGCGCUUCUUCGACGAGCACGAUCUCGGCACAUCCAGAGAGAUCACCUUCGACAAGUUUCUGAUGGGGAUGGCAAUGCGGGAGAUGCUUGUGCGGCACCCGAUGGGGCCGAAGCUUGCGGCCGCCACGAACCUCGCGGCGCUGCUGCAGUCACGCAAACUGGCGGAGUGCGUGCGCCACGGUUUCUUUGUGGUGGGGCUGCAGAAUGCCGUUGUGGAGAAACUGACGAGCUGCCGUGAGCGGCUGCUGCUGCUGUACAGCGAUGACAUAGUAUCCGACACGGAGAACGUCUAUUCGUUCCGCUACCUUGGCUCUGCGGCGUUGCUCGUCGGCGCGACGAUGGAGACAUCGACGCCGAUGCUGACAUCAAUCACCGCGCCGCUCGUCGGUUCCGGCCCACCAUGCGAGUUCGUGUUUGGCGCCUCGUUGAGCCGCAUGCAGAAGCCGCCGUCGCUCGGCGCCUCGCUGCUCACCAACAGCCACGACGGCAGCGCCAUUAACGGCGGCGGGACAGGGCCGCUGCUGAACUCCUCGAACCAGGCGGCAGCCACGCUGACGCACAGGGCCCUCGCGUAUGGCGGUACCGGCGCCGUUAGUCAAAUCAACGGCGUCUGUGACGUGGACGUGAUUUUAGCGCCGGCAAGCUUUGGCUACACGCUUGUGCGAUUCCGCCGCAUUCACGGCAAGACUCGCGACUUCCGCGAGGCGGUGACGUUCAUCACGAGCCUGGUGGAGGUGGAGCGGCAGCAGGCGAUGGAGGACACACUCCCACGCGGGGAGAGCGAGUUGAUGUGA